AGAGGUUUUCAACACGUUUGAGUUCGGCAAAGGUGAAGACAAAGAGAGGUAUGACGCCAUACUGGAAAAAUUCAGUGCAUAUUGCUCCCCACAGAAAACAUAGUGUAUAAAAGUUUUUAACUGGACGGUGGGGGUGUUGAGGAAGAUCAUUGCAGAGGCGACGGGAAUGAAAAUUGAAUCCAAGAUGCCGCCGCUUAUCGAGUUUUUUGGACCGGACGUAGUAAAGGUCCUGGAUAAGACGCCCUCUCCGAGGUUACUGGGGACUCACCUGCUCCCCGACAACAUCCCCAAAUCCUUCCAUGCAAAGAAAACUAAAGUAACUUUCAACACCUCUGCACAGUGAAAGAAAAACAAAGUCCACCCAUCUGUGCAGUGGGAUGCCUUCUACUCCAACUUCCUGAGUGGAGACGAAGAGGAUGGACGACCCCAACGUCAUGAUCGUCACCUAUGAAGAGCUCAAACAGGACCUGAGCGAUGGCGUGCGUCAGAUCUCCACCUUCUUCGGCUUCAGCCUGACGGAGGCUCAGGUGCAGCAGAUUGCAGAGGGGAGCACCUUCUCCGCCAUGAAGGAGAACAACACCAACAUGGUCACGGGAAACAUUGUCUUCAGAAAAGGCGAGGUCGGGGACUGGAAGAACCACUUCACACCAGAACAGAGCUGAGAGAUGGACGACACCUUCAACAAACACCUGGCAGGAACCAGGCUGGGACACAAACUCAACUACCAGCUGUACUGUCAGUAGUAGUUCCCCUCUGUAAGAUCCUUUGACUCUGUCAUAGACCCAGCAGUCAAGGAACACAGGAACACAGGUUUAAAGAUAAAAAAGUUGGGUUUAUUUUCCCAAAAACAAAGAUUCAGCAAAGAACAUAAAAAAGGUCAGCAAACCAAUAAACAUACCUGCAAACUAGUUUUUGGCGAAAAUUGCCGUUUUGAAUGGGAAAAUGUCAUCCA
Perca flavescens (yellow perch) is the source of this 952-nucleotide messenger RNA. RefSeq names its product sulfotransferase 6B1. The record is from RefSeq and is a predicted model, not a curated record. The transcript is spliced from 6 exons. Gene Ontology annotation, molecular function: sulfotransferase activity. NCBI's taxonomy places the organism in Eukaryota, Metazoa, Chordata, Actinopteri, Perciformes, Percidae. The coding region runs from base 417 to 662 and encodes 81 amino acids.